UAGUGAAAUAAAAAACUAAAUAUUGAAGAACUAUGAUUUUUUGUUUUUAAAUAAAUAAUAGCCGAGCGUUUGUUUACGUUCUUACAACUUACAUAAAAAUGUCUGAAAAUAGAAGAAAUCGCAGAUACAGCAGUUACAAGGACAAAUCUGCAAAACAAAUUGAAGACCCUCCUAUUCAACCGAAAAUAUUAUUAAAAGCUAAAGAUAAAGAAACUACAUUAUUAAGCGGUAAUGAUUCUAAUAUCCAAUUUCUAAAUUCCAAUGUAGCAGCUUUGCAAAAUAAAGAACAUCUCUCAAGCUCUACCGCAACAUCUACGCCAACAGCUUCGAGUUCCGUUACAAGUAAUAUAUCACCCAGUACCUCACAACCAAUAGAAUCACAAUUUGGUCAAAGUGUAGCACAAAUGACUAAACCAAUAACAAUUUUAUCAUUAGCUAACAAUCAAGUCAAUUCUAACACGAAUAAAGUUCUAAUAAAAUCGAAUACAGAUUUUUUAGUUGUUGGCGUGAUUGGACGUCAAGGCAUUGGCAAGUCAACGAUAAUGAACUUUUUAGCUUCGCCAAAAUCUGGUUUAGAUUUUGCUGACACAAGUGAUUCUAUAGCCGUUAACGCUGAAGAAAUUUAUAAAAAAUUUUUUAAGAAUCGUGAAGGAGUAUUUCCAACCAAAUUUAAAUCCGGAAAGUCACCAUCAACUCCUAGAACUGAAUCAUUACAUAUGUUUAUUACCAAGGAUCGUUUGAUACUUUUAGAUGGGCCUCCAAUUUUGUCUAACCCUGGUAAAAAAGAUGCCACAACAAAUGAAGUGGAAGAUAUUAAUUUAAUCAUUUUACUUUUAACCGUUUGUCAUUUGCUAAUUGUUGUGCAAGACGAUUACUUUGAUUUAAAUUUGGUUCGUUUAUUGCAAUUUGCAGAACUAUGUAAACCAAGCGAUUCAGACUCAAAAUCAUUUUCGAGUGACCACUUACCAAAUAUCUUGUUCUUAAAGAACCAUGCUAAAUAUAAGGACUUUUUAGCGGAUGCAAAGUUGAAAUAUGAAAACUUGAUAAAAUAUUGUUUUAAGGAUUCUAAUUUAAAGAUAUUUUUUGGACAAACAGGGGACAAUAAGAAGAGAUCCAAAUUUAUGGAAAAUGAUACUGUAAAUUAUUUUAUAUUUCCAGAAAUUACAGAGAAUGAACUUUACUCUUCCAAUUUAGAUAUAUUAAUGGACGAAUUGCGGCAAAGGGUUUUUAUGAAUCCAAGGAAUAAUAUAUUAAAUUGUGAAUACAAUGAAGCUUUAUGGUUUGAAAUAUUUUCAAAUAGUUGUAUGAGAAAAAAUGAAUUUUAUUUGUCAAAAUAUGAAGAGAUUAGAAGGGCACAUACUAAUCCUCAUACUGAUCAGAAUGCUCAAAAUUAAAUUUAAUUCUAUAAAUAUUUAUUAAUAUGAUACAAUGAACAGUCUGAGCCAGACCAAGAAUUUGGAUUCGAAUCAAAUAUUUGGGUAUCACAGAAUUUAAGAAUAAAAAAUGAUAAAAAUGCAGCUUGAACAAAGUUUCUAUAGCAAAUUGAAAGUGAGACGACGAGGAAAUUGACUUAUACUAGUAAAUAUUUUAUAUGAAUUCCUGUUGAAAAAUUUGUGCAUUUUCUUUUGAAAAUAAAGGCAGUAUUGAGAAAGCUGUGGAUAAAAAUAUUGAAAUAUAUAUAUAUACGGAAAAGGUGAAAUAAAACUAAUGAAAACAAGCCUUCAAUUUUUGGAUAUGUAAAUGAAUUAUAAAAUCUUGUAUGUACUAUACCAAUAAUUUUUUGUAUUAGAUUAAAUUUUUUAAUUUCAUUUAAAAAUUCGAAAUAAUGUUUUGUAAUGUUUUGAAAAA
Molecule: messenger RNA, 1848 nt
Organism: Condylostylus longicornis
Lineage: Eukaryota; Metazoa; Arthropoda; Insecta; Diptera; Dolichopodidae
Product: protein SMG9
Exons: 4
Coding region: 99-1394 (431 amino acids)
Biological process (GO): nuclear-transcribed mRNA catabolic process, nonsense-mediated decay
Source: RefSeq, a predicted model, not a curated record